GUUCCCCAAACCGAUGUUGCCUUGGGUGCUGGCCAGAUGAAGGUUUUCCUGGCAUUAGGAGGGCUGCACCUCCUUUAUGCUGUGUUUUGGACUUGCUCUGGAGAACAACCAGUGUAUGUACGAUGCAGCCCCUCUUUGUUCUUGGCCAGGGUAAAGUCAACUGCAUUUCAUAACGAUCUACCUGUGGCCCCUGAUGAAGUGUUUCUGGGAGAUCGAUGUCCUGUCACCUCAGUUCAUCCAGGAUUUUAUGAGUUUCGAUACCAUCCCAAGGACUGCAACAUCAGGAUUGAGGUCCUCCCAGGAAAGCAUAUCCUUUUUGUAUCUGAAAUCAUCUUUAGGUCAAAGUUCUCAGAUCUUGAAGCUUCCAUACCUGUGGCCUGCAUUGUCUUCCACCGCCCAGCUCCUAGAGGAAUAACCACAGGAAACGAUGCAAAUAAACAAGGUGGCCUCAAGAAAAGAUCAGGAAUAGCAAAUUUAUACAUUGGAGAGACAGUCAACAGGAAAGGGAAGAACUACCUUCAUGUGCCGUUUUGCUGCUUAAAAAAUCACACAGCUUGUCUCUCUCCACCCGAGAACUUGGAAGCAGACAUAAAUCCCUAUAGCUGUGCCGGGGACACUGCAUGGGAGCAGCUGGAAUCCUGUCUGAGGAUCCUGUGUGUUCUCAUACAUUUUUAAAUGUUUUAGAGGGCUUGAUUUUUAAUGGAACGGCCCUUUGUUGUUUUACGAUCCCUUAUUUAGAAGGGUCUGCCUCUGCUUUUAACUUCAGAAGGAAUCAUAAUAAAAUGUGUUUUCUUUUCGUGG
Molecule: messenger RNA, 801 nt
Organism: Felis catus (domestic cat)
Lineage: Eukaryota; Metazoa; Chordata; Mammalia; Carnivora; Felidae
Product: putative oocyte-secreted protein 1 homolog
Exons: 5
Coding region: 37-675 (212 amino acids)
Source: RefSeq, a predicted model, not a curated record